AUGCUGCAACCACCUACAGAUGCCUUUGCGAAUCUAGGAAUUAGUGCGCCUGCUCCUCCAGCCUGUUCUUCCGGCUCUAGUGUUGCGUCGUCUACAACACUGGGGUUGGUAGGGGAUAUCCCUACUGCUAUUACUACUGCUACUGCUGGUGAUCGGUUGGUUAUCGGUGUGGAUUUCGGAACUACUUAUAGCGGCGUCGCAGCUGUCUACAGCGGUACUCCAGAUGAUAUUGAAGUAAUCAAGACCUGGCCCGGCGGGAAUGGCAUCACCUCCGACAAAGUCCCCACUGAGAUAUCCUACACUCUCUCUGCAGGCAAUGCUUCCAGCUACCGCUGGGGCUUCCAACCUACUCCUACAUCACCACGGCUGCGCUGCCUCAAACUCUUCCUGGACCGAAAGCAAAAGAUCCCCAACUAUGUGUCUCCUCUCGAAACCGCAACUUUGCUCCGUGGCGUCAAUAAGUCGGUUCUGGACGCCAUCAGCGACUACCUCGGCGCACUCCAUGCCCAUACCAUCACAACCUUAACUCGGCGCUACGGAACCAGCUUUAUGGCAAUAACACCAAUUACCUGGGUUCUCACAGUCCCCGCUGUCUGGAGCGAUGCGGCGAAGACUGCCACGCGCCAUGCAGCUGAGCGUGCAGGAAUGAAGUCUCCACGGCUCAUUAGCGAGCCAGAGGCCGCAGCGGUGUAUACACUAAAAGCUAUACAACCUAACGCUCUAAGUGUUGGGGAACAUUUUGUAGUUUGCGACGCGGGUGGUGGAACAGCGGAUCUGAUAUCGUAUGAGAUUGUGGCGCUGGAGCCAGAUUUAAAGUUGGCCGAGUCGUCGAUUGGAACUGGUGGGCUUUGUGGGUCUGUUUUGUUGAAUUACGCAUUCGAGGAGCAUUGCAGGAAGAGAUUGGGAAGGGAGGUUUACAAUGGGUUGAAGCCGAAGACGAGAGCCAUGGCAAUGAAGUAUUGGGAUGAGUAUGUUAAGCGGAAUUUCAAAUACAUAAAUUCCGCGACGAGCGACGGAAGUGAGGAUGGUGAGGAUGAAGAGGAGAUAUCAGUGCCAUUUCCAGGACUACCAGAUGGCGAGGAGAAACGGGCUGAGGGCGGGUUUUUAAUGCUGAACAGGGAUGAAUUGAGGGAUAUUUUUGAACCCGUUGUGGAACAAGUUGUAGAUUUGUGCGAAGAUCAGGUUGAAACAAUCAGAAGAAAGGGUGGAAGAGUCAAGGGUAUCGUGUUAGUUGGUGGAUUCGGUCAAAGUAAUUACCUGUAUAAUCGCCUCGAUUCACACUUCAAUUCUCCACCUCCAUAUGGUGAAACUUCAAUAUCAAUUGCGCCGUUACCUAAAGUUGAGAUAAUGCAGCCGCUAUAUGCAUGGACCGCUGUUGUCCGGGGUGCCGUCCUCAGAGGAUUAGAAGGACCUAUAAUAGCAUCACGGAAGGCUCGAUAUCACUAUGGGACGAGCUAUGCAACUGCCUGGGAGGAAGGCAAACAUCCACAGGCAGAACGUUACUGGAGCCCUUUAUGGGAGCGAUGGAUGAUUGAUGAUCGAAUGGAAUGGCACAUAAAUCGUGGCCAGUCGGUCUCCGAAAGCGCGCCAAUAAGGUUUCAUUAUACGCGUAACUUCCAAUCCUCGCUCAUAGUUGAAGAGGAAUUAAUGAUUUGCGAGUCUGCGAUUGCACCCAUGACCCGUAAAGAUGAGAGCGUUCGUCCGCUCUGUACACUGAAAACGGACCUUUCUGCGGUGCCGAAGAAGGAAUUCACAAGGUUAGAAACAAGUGAAGGCAGGGUUUUUAUGAAUUUGGAUUUUGUCCUCGAGCUGAGAGUGGAUUCGGCAAGCUUGAUGUUUGAAUUAAAAGUAAAGGGGGUAAGCGUCUAUACACGUGAUUUUUGA
Molecule: messenger RNA, 1884 nt
Organism: Morchella sextelata
Lineage: Eukaryota; Fungi; Ascomycota; Pezizomycetes; Pezizales; Morchellaceae
Exons: 5
Coding region: 1-1884 (627 amino acids)
Molecular function (GO): ATP binding; ATP-dependent protein folding chaperone
Source: RefSeq, a predicted model, not a curated record